This is a messenger RNA of Trichosurus vulpecula (common brushtail), 255 nucleotides long. RefSeq names its product 40S ribosomal protein S27-like. Gene Ontology annotation, cellular component: cytosolic small ribosomal subunit; ribosome. Gene Ontology annotation, molecular function: RNA binding; structural constituent of ribosome. Lineage: Eukaryota; Metazoa; Chordata; Mammalia; Diprotodontia; Phalangeridae. The record is from RefSeq and is a predicted model, not a curated record. The transcript has a single exon. Bases 1 to 255 code for a protein of 84 amino acids. Gene Ontology annotation, biological process: translation; ribosomal small subunit assembly.
AUGCCUCUCUCAAAAGACCUCCUGCACCCUUCUCCUGAGAAGGAGAAGCAGGAACACAAGAAGAAGCACCUGGUGCAGAGUCUGAACUCGUAUUUCAUGGACGUAAAGUACCCAUGGUGCUAUAAAAUCACCACUGUCUUCAGCCACGAGCAAACAGUGGUCCUCUGUGUCGGAUGCUCCACUGUACUCUGUCAGCCUGCUGGAGGCAAGGCAAGACUUACAGAAGAAUGCUCCUUCAGACGGAAGCAGCACUAA